AUGGCGGCGCCGCCCGGGGGAGCGGGGAUCGUGUGGCAGACGCCGGCCAACCCGCCCGAGCCGCACGACUACAUCAUCCGCAACGGCAAGCACGAGCCACCUGUCUUGGCGGGUGAUAUUUCAAUACUUCAGAAUGAAGUUGAUGUCGUAACUAUUUGCAAACCAGCUUCUGUUCCAGUUCAUCCAUGUGGCCAAUACCGCAAGAAUACUGUAGUUGGGAUUCUGCAGGCUGAGCAUGGGUUAACACCCCUAUUUCCGGUGCAUCGGUUAGAUCGUUUGGUUUCAGGCCUCCUUAUAUUUGCAAAAAAUGCCUACAGAGCUGAAUGUUUCAGGCAACAGAUUGAAGCUGGUCUGCUGCAAAAAGAAUAUGUGGCCAAGGUUGUUGGGGUUUUUCCUGAUGGUGAGCAAACUGUCGAUGCCAAUGUAAAUUUCAAUGCACGGGAAGGAAGGAGUACCGUGGAGAUUAGUGGUGGUGCUGGUGAAGAACCAAAUGGAAAACAAGCACUCACCAGGUUUCAAAGGAUUUGCACUGAUGGGACACACAGUAUUGUCUUGUGCAAACCUGUGACUGGUCGAACUCACCAGAUAAGGGUGCAUCUAAAGCACGCUAGUUAUCCAAUAGCUAAUGAUGAGCUGUACCUAUCGGGGAACUUUUGUCCACGAUCAACAAAAGGAACAAGUGCCAGUAAAGAAAUUGCACCAUCAGAUCCAGGCAAUAGUGCUGUUGAUCAUGGCAGCAAAGAUGCAGAAACAGAUGUGGAGUUUGAUAUCGACCCCAUGUGCACAAACUGUCCAAAUCUUGCACCAGCAGGUUAUGAUGGAGAUGAGGAAGGACUAUGGUUGCAUUGUGUGCGGUACACUGGUCCUGAUUGGAGCUACGAAUGCCCUUAUCCUGACUGGGCGUUCCUUGGUAGCGUGUCAACAAAGAAGAUGAAGUCAUGA
Molecule: messenger RNA, 942 nt
Organism: Miscanthus lutarioriparius
Lineage: Eukaryota; Viridiplantae; Streptophyta; Magnoliopsida; Poales; Poaceae
Source: the annotation of a GenBank genome assembly